Racocetra persica is the source of this 642-nucleotide messenger RNA. The record is from the annotation of a GenBank genome assembly. NCBI's taxonomy places the organism in Eukaryota, Fungi, Glomeromycota, Glomeromycetes, Diversisporales, Gigasporaceae.
AUGCCUAAACAAAAAAAGUCUAAAAAAUCUAAAAAGCCCAAAUAUCAAAAUAUUUCUAUUGCUCAAAUGCAUCAAAUUAUAAAUGAUGUUAAUAAUCUUUGUAAGCCAAUUCAACAAGUUGCAGCAGAACUUUGUUUGGCUUCAUCAACUAUACAAAGUAUUAUUAAAAAUUUUGAUGAAAAAAAUCAAAUUAAACCUAAACCAAAAGCAAUUGAUGAUGAACCAUGGAUUUCAAUCGCUAACUUAAAUCAAAAACUAACCAGCCAAUUUCCUGAUAUUCAUGUGAGUGAUCGUACAGUAGCUUGUUAUGUUAGUGAUAUUAGAUUUACUCUAAAAAGAUUAAGGCUUGUACCUGAGGACCAUAAUACAAAUAAUACAAUUCUUAAAAAAGAAGAAAAAUCAAGAGGCCAUGCAAUUUGUGGACAACCUGCAAUUCAAAAAUUUGUUAAUAACAAAGGAAAAAAUAUUUUAGUAAUCACUGCUAUUGGUAAAGAUGAUGUUUUAAAACAUCAAUCCAUAUUGGGUUCAGUAAAUGCAAAUAUUUUUGUAAAUUUCAUUUGUGAUCUUUGUGAAAUAAUCCCUAACAAUAAGUUUUUUGUAAUAGAUAAUGUCCGUUAUCAUAAGUCAGGUGUAGUAAAAGAU